AUGAAUGUAAGCCUGAGUGAAAUCCUCUCAAGAGCUUCUAAUCUUUCUGCAAAUAUUUUACAAAAUCCGUCUGUUAGACAGAGGGUUCUACCACCUAUCCUAAAUCAGACCGAUCUUGACCAAUAUGUUAAUUUAAUUGCUCCAAUUAAUGGAAACUCUCGAAAGAAUAUUCAAAAAAUAAUGGCAUAUGGUCUAUUCAAAGUGAAUGUGGAAAGAGAAGGAAAACAAUUUGGCGAAGAAAAUCCACAG
Messenger RNA from Cetraspora pellucida, 249 nucleotides. The record is from the annotation of a GenBank genome assembly. Lineage: Eukaryota; Fungi; Glomeromycota; Glomeromycetes; Diversisporales; Gigasporaceae.